This is a messenger RNA of Gadus macrocephalus (Pacific cod), 6275 nucleotides long. RefSeq names its product cilia- and flagella-associated protein 44. The record is from RefSeq and is a predicted model, not a curated record. Gene Ontology annotation, molecular function: protein binding. NCBI's taxonomy places the organism in Eukaryota, Metazoa, Chordata, Actinopteri, Gadiformes, Gadidae.
UCAAACAAAGAUGGCCUCGGACGAUGGCUUAACCCAGACCCAAACAAAUGUUUUACCCAGAGCACAACAAGAUGCUGAGAGUAAUGGGGUAUCGCCAGAGCAGCCGGAGAACGAGGAGGAUGUGGCCACCAGGCUUCCUGUCGACAUGUACUACCAGUACGAUGAACUCUACUCCAAACCCUUUGCAACGCCAGACUCAGACAUUCCUGAGAAUCUACUAAACCUCUCUCACUCGUUCGGAUAUGACUGUGGACGCAGAGCCAACCUACAGCUGCUGGACGAGAGCACCCUGGCCUUCAUCGCGGGGAACGUCCUGGUUAUGCUGGACAUUUCCACUAAGCAGCAGCACUACCUUCGCUCGUGUAGCGGCGGAGGGAUCGGCGCCAUCAUGUCCCACCCCAGCAAAGAAUACUUUGCUGUGGCGGAGAAGGGCCACCAGCCUUUCAUCGUGGUCUACGAAUAUCCCUCACUACAGCCCUACCGCAUCCUGCGAGGUGGUACCGCGCUAGCGUACAGUUACGUGGAUUUCAGCCCCGACGGCUCCCUGCUGGCCAGUAUGGGCAGUGCGCCCGACUACAUGCUGACCCUUUGGGACUGGAAACAUGAGCAGGUGGUGUUGCGCUGCAAGGCCUUCUCCCAGGAGGUCUACAGAGUGACCUUCUCGCCAGAAAACCCAGCACAUAUGACCACCUCAGGAUCUGGACACAUCAAAUUUUGGAAAAUGGCCAGCACGUUUACCGGCCUCAAGCUGCAAGGGCUUCUGGGAAUGUUUGGGAAGACAUCCCUCACUGACAUUGAAUGCUAUGUGGAACUACCUGAUGGAAAGGUGGUGUCGGGCUCAAAGUGGGGCAACAUGCUGGUGUGGGACGGGGGUCUGAUCAAGGUGGAGGUCUGUCGCAAGAAUAAGAAAACCUGCCACGCAGGGACCAUCCAGCAGUUUUCCCUGGACAAGGGCGAGCUCAUGUCCAUAGGAGCGGAUGGAGCUAUCAGGACGUGGGACUUUGAGAUCCUCAACACCGCCAACGCAAGCAACGACAGCGGCCUGUUUGAGAUGGAGCCCAUGAACGAGCUCCGGAUGGGGGGCAACGCCAGCCUCUGCUCCCUGGUCAAGAGCUCUGUGCCAGAAUCUUCCAUCUGGUUUGCACAGGACUCUAAUGGGGGAGUUUGGAGACUGGAUCUCUCCUUCUCCAAUAUUUCUGAGGAGCCCACGUGUCUGUUUACCUGUCAUGCUGGGGUCAUCCAGGGAAUGGAUGUCUCCAGGGCAAGUCACCUGAUGGCCACUACCGCUCUGGACUGCUCCGUCAAGGUUUUUGACUUUUUGUCCAAAACUGAACUGACCUGCAGCCAAUUCAAACAAGGCGGGACUGCACUCAUCUGGGCUCCAUCUUUGGUGAACGAGAAAGGCGGCUUGCUGGUGACGGGCUUCCAGGAUGGGGUUGUGCGGCUGCUGGAGCUGUUAGACCCCCAGGGGGCGCGCGCACUGGCGGGCAGCGGGGACGCCGAGCUACGCCUCAAACAGGCCCUGAAGCCCCACAAUGCACCUGUGACCGCCAUCGCGUACGAGCGCAACGGGGAGGUGCUGGCCACGGGGAGCGCCGAAGGCACUGUGUUCUUCUUCGCCGUCGGGGAGGAGUACAAGCCCAUUGGUCUCAUCAAUGUCCCGGGACCGGUCCAGGGACUGGAGUGGUCCCCGUACUCUGACUGCAAGAGUACUCUCCUGGUGUUCUGUCGAAGUGGCCAUGUGGUGGAGGUGCAGCCUCCAGAGCCAGUGGACCAGAACACCGCUAAGACGUACCGGCUGUCUGGGCUGCCCACCAGAACCUUCCACUUCAGGAGCAUCAGGUCUCGCAUUAAGAGGGAAGAAGAAGUGGCCCGUCGCCGAGUUAUUAAGGAGGCGAGGAGGAUCAAGAGCGAGGAGCGGCGGAGGAAGGCGAAGGAGCAGGGCCUGGAGCCCACCGAGGAGGAGCUGCAGGAGGAGGAGGACGACGAAGGCGACCUACCUUCUAUCUUCAUCCCUGAACCCCCUAGUCCUCUGUUCUGCGGCUUCCGCUCUGAGCCCGGCAUGUUCUGGUUGUCCAUGGGGGGCUACGACUCGGGCUUCCUGUACCACUGCAGGUUCUCUGAGGAGGACCAAGACCGGGACCCCAAGGGGGAGCCCCAGGACGAGCCCUUCGCAUUCCUGGCGGUCCACAAUGCAGACGGCGACCCCAUCCACACCGUGUCCUUCAGCGAAGACCAGCAGCUGAUGCUGUGUGGGAUGCACUCGGGGGUCCUGCGGGCGUACCCGCUGGGCCCCGCGGACCAGCGGAGCCUGUCCUCCCUGGGGGCCUACUGGGCCCUCAGUCUCCACGACAACCAGUACGGCCACCUGCGGCACGCCCGCUUCAGCCACGACGGCCGCUUCGUGCUGACGGCGGGCGAGGACGGCAACAUCUUCUCCCUCAGCGUGCCCCUCCCCCGGGAGCACAGCCCGCCCGGGAGAGAGAGUCCCAGGGCCAAAGUGCCCUCGCCCAGGGAGAGGCAGAUGCGCGAUGCGAUGGCGAGGGAGACGGAGGAGCGGGUGGCGGCCACCAGGAGAGAGCUGGCCUGGGAGCAGGAGCGCAACACCAUCGCCCUGGAGAAACUGCAGCAACGGUUCCGGGACGCGGUGUCGUGGGACACCAUAACGGUGUCAGCCGUGGACAGCGAGGACCGUGUCAGCACAUACCGCCUGCCGGCCCAGGUUGAGGUCAGAGGGCACGGGGCCUCUGGCGCCGGGGGCCAGGGACGGCCCGGGACAGCCCGGCACGCAGGGCCGCCGGGGGUCCAGGAUGGAGCCGGGAAAGACGGCGGCAGGAAAGACGCGGCCGGGGAGAGACAGCACGCCUCCCACCUCUCAACGGGGACGCCUGGGGGCCCCAAGGUGGCCGGCAUGCAGGCAGAGAGGCUCCAGCGUGCGGCCGAGAAGGCUGAGCGAGCCCAGGCGCAGAUCGACACCUGGAAGAAGAAGUGGGCCGAACUUUAUGCCGCCAAGCCGGAUGAGAACUGCGAGGACCCUGCCGACGUGCUGGCCAUCCAGCAGGCCAUAGAGAACAUGGGAGACUUCAAACUGAAGACGGACAAGGACUACAGCGUGCCGGAGCACCUGAGGACCAGCGCCGAUAAGAAGAGGGCCGAUCUGGUGACGCUGGAAGGCCAGGUCUACGCCAAGAAGACGGAGAUGAACGCUCGCGUCGCGGCUCUGCAGGAGGCCAAGGUGCGCCUGGUGUCCCGACAGCGCCGCUGUUCCCGGCGGCUACAGCGGGUCGGGCAGCAGCUGCCGCCGCACCUGGUCCUCCCCGCGCCGGCCCCGCUGGUCCUGCGCCCGGAGGAGGUGCCGGAGAGACGGCUGCAGUACAGCCGCGCCACCCUGGAGCGCUACGCAGCCCUGCGAGCUGACGGGCCCACCAAUCAGACACAGGAAGGGAAAGGUCCGACCCUUCUAGAACAGCUGGAGCAAGAGAUGCUGGGAGCAGAGGAGGACGAAGAGGAGGACGAAGCUGAGGAAGAGGAUGGAACUCCCUACUCGGCAGUAAAGAGCAACGAUAUUCCAAUGCCAUCGGCUACGCCUGCCGCAACGGAGCUUGAGAAGGAGUUGAGGAUGGAGCAGGAGAUCCGGUUGACGUACGCGCAAGACUGCCUUCUGGAGCAGAUGGCGGAGGCCAGGGCCGGGUUCGACGGCGAGCUGCGCCUGCUGCGCCACCAGAAGCUGGAGCUGGACUGCCAGGGUGAAGCGGCCGACCUGCAGCACGUCACGCUCUUCCAGGAGCUGCUGCUGCUGCAGGACUUUGAGGACAGCCAGAGCCCGCUGCAGGGGAGGCUGCAGGCGCACAGGGACGACCAGAGGGGCGUCAUGGACCAACUGGAUGGGUGUGGGGAGCAGCUGGAAGCCAAGCGGGAUGACAUUGGAAAGUUGCAGGAGAGCGACCAGGCGAUGAUGGCCGCCCUCCAAGUCUCGGUGGGAAAGAACCACCCGUUUUCAGAUUUCCUCACUCGAGUCUUUAAGAAGAAGAUCAAGCGCGUCAAAGCCAAGGAACCGGGUGAAGAGGAAGAGGAGGAGAUGGACAGUGAGGAGGAGGAGGAUGAAGACUCUGAUGAAGACGACAGCGUUUCCAACGACGGCGAGGCUCUGGACGACAGCGUCUGUCCUCCCAACUGUGAGCUGGAGCUCUUUGAGAUGGUGAUCCAGAUGAGGGAGCAGCGUCUGGACCUGGAGGACCAUCUGGCCGAGGAAAAGGCUGCGGCAGAGAGCCUGAAGAAGGAGUACGACUCUCUAGCCAAGAAGUUGAAGGUGGUGCAGGCCAGUGUGAAGGCGGCUGAGGAGCAGCUGGAGAUGCUGAGCAGGGAGCUGCAGCAGAGGCUCAACCAGCUGUACGUGGUGGUCCCUCUCAGACUGCACCAGAUUGAGUUUGUGCGUGGCGGCGCGGUGCCGUCGGACCUGUCACAGGCGGUGGUGGUGGGCCGGGGCGUGGUGCCGGGCCUCCAGACGCGGGUCCAGGGGCUGCAGACAGAGAAGCAGCAGCAGCGGGAGCAGUACCGCCUGGCCCGCCAGCAGAACGUCCUGCUGCUGCGCCACAGGGCCCACAUGGAGGCCCAGCUCCUCGAGGCAGAGCAGCGCUGCACCCUGAAGCAGAUGCAGAAGCUGGGCCGGCUGGUGGACGUGGAGGCCCUGCCCAGCCUGGUGGCCAACAUGAACCUCCAGCAGGAGAAGAGCCGCCUGGACACCCAGCUCAGAGAGGCCGCCCGCGCCAAGGAGGCCAAGCACUGGGAGGCUAAGCUGGACAAGGCUCAACAGGCCUUGAUGGAAGUGACCCGGGCUCACACUGAACGCCUGGUGAAAAAGAACACCCUUAUUUGCGGGAAGAGGAAACUGGAGGAACUGAUGAAAGUCAGGCAGAAGAAAAAGAGGGGGUGGUUUGACGGCCAGCGGCUGCGGGAGGACCUGGGGAGGCUGCGGCGGCUGGUGCGGACCCAGCGGGAGGAAGCGCAGGUCAUCAAGAGGGAGAUCCACAUCCUGUCCCGCAAGGGGGGCCCCGUGCUGCCCCCCCAGCAGCUGACGCCCCGACCACAUCCGGCGGGGCUGCUGCCUCCUCUGCCCCUCCAAGGCGGCUUCGUCGGAAACGUCAGCCCCAAAAUGUGGCGAACCAACCGGCGUGCGGCCCGCAGGACGGAUGAGGGCCCGUCGCCUGGCAACCAGUCAGGGGUGAUGUGAAGAGUGGACGGAAACUCAAAUACACCAAGCACACAACGUCAAACGUUGAAAGAGGCUAAGGUCAACUCUGUCACCUGGUUGAAUCACUAUUGAGCGUGGAAAUGCUUUUUUUUAGAUGUAGUAAAAUAAAUGUUUGCUCAACCAGCCUGUCUCUGUGGUGAUACGACCUGUGGGAUCACCCGGUUCACUGGGGAAAUAAGCAUGACAAGGUCAUGGUCUCUGUGUGUCCAAUCCAUGCAUGUUUGUGUGAAACAAUGAUCUACUUGGCAGUGCACUAAGUGUUUUACCUAACUUUUGGUUGAUUCUGUGAUGGGGGAGGGAGUGUGUGUAAGUUGGCUUUGAGUUUGGGAUCUUGACGUCGGCUAGAUCUGUCUUUUUACGAAUAUGACUUGUGCUAUCCAAUCCCGCCAGAACACAUCUAUUGUCCAUUUUGGCGCUUUUUGUGGUUGCAUACACCCAAGUUAGACUGGGUCAUAAUCUGUUAGAGUCUCAGCGUAGUGAAGACACAAUCAGGCCAUGAUCAGAUCAGAAACCCAACUGCUUAAUUAAAACCACGCCUCAUGCCCAGAACAGAAUAACAUGCCUCUCAGGUUACAUAUUAUACUAACAAUGAAAGUGCAUUGUGUAGGAUUUACCCCUCCCAUUCCAACGACGUAUGAGAAGCUGCGGUGGCCUGUACCGGUCUGUUAAGUGCCAGUAGGUACUUCUAAAAAUGACGUCAUUGUCUACGACAGCAUCAAGUAUCCAAGAGUCAAGCGAUGACGUUAAAUUCUAAUUUUGCAUUUAGUUGUUUAGUCUGUACAACUUUUGGUCAAAGAUUCCAAGUCAAAUGCUAAUUAUGUCAACAGACAUCAAUAUUCAGAAGAAACUAUUGAAGUGGUUUCCUAGCUUCACUGAAGUAUGGCAUGUGAUGUAUGAAGUGUGAGCUUCACUGCAGUGGGUGGAUGGAUGGGAUAGUGGAUAGAAAACGACAUUGGCUCUAUUUUCAAGUUACACUAAAUUAUCAAUAAAAUUAUAUUUUCAAUGCAAUAGUAUGUGGGUCUAA